UUAGAAUACUCAUUGCAAGUUGCAACACGAAAGCAGCCACACAUUUUUCCAUUAACUAUUAUAUUAAGAGAAUAUUCAAUCUUAUAUAACCACAAGAUGAACAGCCUGAAGACAGCCACUUUGCGUUUCGCCAAUUUGGCCAGCUCUGCGACGGGUGCACUGGGCAAACGUGAUUUCACCCGCAGCCUGUGGCACAUGACUAAAACGCCGGCGGACGCAGUUGGCGACCACGUUACCGUAUUGAAUGUGCACAAGCCCAGCAUUAAUUGCACCUGUGGCUGCAACGUGCACACCAAGGGCGAACGCGAGCUGGUCGAGUUCCUCACCGAGGAGAUUCUCGCGGAGCGUAAGGUGCAAAAGGGCAAAACGGUGCCCACCACAUUGGACGGCUUUAGCGUGAAGCUGACCGGCUCCGAGGUGGAGUUAAGCAAACAGACGGACAAGGAGAAGGUGAUCAUUAGCCUGAAUGUGAAUCACACUGUGGAUAGCGAGCAGGAGCCAGAGAUUAAUCCCAAUGCGGACAAACCCGAAUUGGGUGAAAUGCGCAGCAAGCCGCAAUUCGAGGUGGAUAUUGUUAAGGGCAACACAACCCUGUCGUUCACUUGCUCCUAUUUGGAGGGCGAGGCACAGGAGGGUGAAUACAACGAUGUCUUCUCCAUCGAUGAGAUGUCCAUUUACGAGGGCGAAUGGAAUGAGAAAAUCUAUGCCGUUGCUGGCGAUGUGCUCGAUGGUUAUCUGUAUGAUCUGUUGAUGAAUCUGCUCGAGGAGAAGGGCAUCAGCAAUGAGUUUGCAGAGAAGCUUUCCGACUUGGCCACCGCUCACGAGCACAUCUCCUACAUUGCCUUGUUGGAGAAACUGUCCAAAUUCACAGGUAGCAAGUAAUUUCCUUGCUGUGUCUUCUGUUGCUAACAUUAAGCCAUAAGUUGUGUAGAUUUAUAAGUUUUUCAUCAGCAGUCGCCGCUAUAUGAUUUUUACCAACUCGAUGGUAUUUCGCACUGAAAACGUUUUUUCAUCGUUUGUGUUUUUAGUCCGAAUCCAAAAUAGUAUUUAAGUCAAUAGAUUGAUAAAAACAAAGAUUGUUUUAACAUGGUGUAAUUUGCCAAUUGUUUAUCCAAGUGUGGCAAAUGCUCUGAUUUUUGAUUAAGUGAAAUAAACAAGAAGAAAACACUUUGUUCAA
Molecule: messenger RNA, 1177 nt
Organism: Drosophila grimshawi
Lineage: Eukaryota; Metazoa; Arthropoda; Insecta; Diptera; Drosophilidae
Gene: P32
Product: complement component 1 Q subcomponent-binding protein, mitochondrial
Exons: 2
Coding region: 97-882 (261 amino acids)
Biological process (GO): cytosolic ribosome assembly
Cellular component (GO): mitochondrial matrix
Source: RefSeq, a predicted model, not a curated record